CGCGCGAGGCACGCGACGGCGCCCGCGGGGCCGUCGUCGACAUGGAGCAAGGUCGCCCGGAGGACCUCUUCGAGCUGCUCGAGCAGCUCGGGAAGGGGAGCUACGGCGCGGUGUACAAGGCGCGUCACCGCCCCAGCGGAAGCGUCGUCGCCGUCAAGGUCAUCCCCCUCGCCGGGGAGGACCAGGAGGGCAUCGAGGACAUCCGUCGCGAGAUCGCCGUCCUCCAGCAGUGCUCGCACCAAAACGUCGUCCGCUACUUCGGCUCCUUCACCGGGGACGAGUACCUGUGGAUCGUCAUGGAGCACUGCGGCGGCGGGUCCGUGCGCGACGUCCUGACGACCGGCGGCGCGCCGCUGUCCGAGGCGCAGAUCGCGUACCUGUGCGGCGAGUCCCUCAAGGGGCUCGUGUACCUGCACUCCAUCUUCAAGGUGCAUCGCGACAUCAAGUGCAGCAACAUCCUGCUCACCGAGAGCGGCGGCGUCAAGCUCGCGGACUUUGGCGUCGCCGCGCAGCUCACGCGCACGAUGUCGAAGCGGAAUACGUUCAUAGGGACGCCGCACUGGAUGGCCCCGGAGGUGAUACAGGAGGCGCGGUACGACGGGAAGGUGGACGUGUGGGCGUUGGGCGUGAGCGCGAUCGAGAUGGCGGAGGUGAAACCGCCGCGGCACGACGUGCAUCCGAUGCGGGUGAUAUUCAUGAUCACCAGGGAGCCGCCGCCGACGCUCUCCUCGACGACGACGGGCCCCGGAUGGAGCGCGGCGUUUAACGAUUUCGUCGCGCGGUGCCUUCGGAAGGACACGCGCGCGCGGCCGACGGCGACGGAGCUUCUGCCGCAUCGGUUCCUGCAGAGCAGCGCCGGGUCCGGCGCGAGCUUGGUCCCGAUGAUUCUCGCGUCUCGGAGCGCGAGCGCGAACGCGGCCGCGGCCACGACCGGGACCGGGACCGGGACCGGGACGGGGACGGGCAGCGGCGACGGGUCGGGGCGACCGACGGGGACGGGCGGGAGCGGCGGCGACGACGACACCGGCGGCGACGAAAUCGCUCGCCAGCCGUCGCCGAGUCCGGAAGCGCUGCUCGCGUCCGCGCGGCGGUCGCUCGAUAAGCGCGGCGGUCGCUCGACUCGCGCGGCGACGGCGGCGGCGACGACGUCGACGACGACGACGACGAGGCCGAAGCACGCGCGGCAGCCGAGCGCUUCGAGGACGAUUCGGUUGGAUUCGAAGACGGCGGCGGCGGCGAUGGCGGCGGCGGAGGCGGCGUUGGAGGCGUCGUACGUCGGGGAUACGCCGCCGAUGUCCCCGACGGGCGACGCGCCGCCGACGGGUGGGAGGGAGCUGCCGUCGCCGGACGGGAGCGCGGACGCGGGGCGCGCGGCGGGCGGCGGGGACGACGACGAGAGCGAGUGGGAUUUCGGGACGACGAGGGUUCGCGGCGGCGGCGGCGACGACGACGUCGACGUCGACGGUACCGUCGUCAGGCCCGACGCCGGCGGCGCGGCGACGGAGAGCGGGCUCGACAACGAGAUGCUCAUGCGGAUGUUCGUCGGGCGGAGGCUCACGGACGACGAAACCGGCGCGGCGAGGGCGGGCGCGCCUCUCGUCUCGGCCGGCGCGGGCGGCGGCGGCGGCGGCGGCGGCGGCGGCGGCGAGGACGACGACUCGGACGACUCCGACGACCCGUGGGGCACCGGACCUCGGCGCGUUUCGACGCCGGAAGGGACGACGAAACCGGACCCUGAUCCGACCGCGGGUCCGGGUCGAAAUUCGGCGUCGUUCCCGAUCGACGGUCGCGAAGAGGCGGCGACGGGCGCGACGGGCGCGGCCGCGUCGUCGUCGUCGUCGCCACCGCCGACGCCGCCGCCGCGGUACCUCGCGCGAACGACGAAGGAAGCCGCGGACCUCAUCGCGAACGACCUCACCGUCCCUCGGCUCAACCCGGACGGGAGCUUCAACGCGAAGGGCGUGCUGGAAUACUUCGUGGGCAAACCCGCGAACGCGGUCGACGACGAAGCGACGGAGCCGACCCCGUUCACGCCGGAGACGUGCCCGUGGCACCCGGACAACGUCCGCGCGCACGCGCUCCGGUGGUACGUCGUCGACGAGGACUGUAACCCCGUCCGCGAGGAAGGCGACGAGAGCGACAGCGACGACUCGAGCGACGACGACGACGACUCGAGCGACGACGACGGCGCCGCCGCCGAGGAACCCACGACGAUAACGAACUGCAACAUCGCGGAGCGCGUGCGACGGAUGUUGCGAAGAGCGCCGCCGCCGCCGCUGCCAGACGCGGCGACGCUGAAGCGCUGGGUGACGCGGCAAGACGAGGAAGACCGUUCCGCCGCGCGCGUCCGCGCGUCGCGCGAACGCGGCGACGUCGCGCCCGAGCUCGACGCCAGAGCGGACUCGGACGGGUACGUCGACACGGACGAGGAACGCGAGGAGGCGGAGGCGAAUGCGCAGGGGCCGUACGUCGGCGGCGUCAUCCCGGAGGACGUCCUGAGACGGUACCUCGAGGAGCUCGAGGCGACGCGUCUCGCGAGCGACCCGGACGCGUCGUCGAGCCGAGUCCGCGUCCGCGCGGAAGACCUGCCGUAUCGCGCGUACCUCGACCUCGGGGACAAGAACACGGACAACGUCCCGCUGGACGCGCUGCACGAGACGGACCGGCUCGUAAUCUUUCGCGCGUACUGCGUCGCCGCGGAGGUGCCCGUCGCCGUCGCAGAGAAGAUGGCGGAGCGGAGGGAGCUCGAGAUCAUCGUGCGAUGCCUCGCGUGGCACAGAGGCGUCGCGAACGGCGCGAGCGUCGUCGCGAGGAACAAGAACGCGUGCGUGCGGUUGCGGAGGGCGGUGAAGGAGCUCGUGGGGGGGUGGACGACGCGAUGA
Molecule: messenger RNA, 2882 nt
Organism: Micromonas pusilla CCMP1545
Lineage: Eukaryota; Viridiplantae; Chlorophyta; Mamiellophyceae; Mamiellales; Mamiellaceae
Exons: 2
Coding region: 42-2882 (946 amino acids)
Biological process (GO): protein phosphorylation; intracellular signal transduction; regulation of MAPK cascade
Molecular function (GO): ATP binding; protein kinase activity
Source: RefSeq, a predicted model, not a curated record